UUAAAUUUUAUAUUAGAGUAAAAUUUUAGAAUAUAAAUUUUAAACAUACAUCAACUAUUAAUCAUCAACUCUCAAUAAUUCAAUUUUAUCAAAUAAACAAUCAAUUUUAUGUUAUAAAAUAAUUGCAAUAAUACACAAAUAUUAGAUCACACAGACCAAAUAUAUAAAAUGUUAAGUUUUUGAACAUAAAUUAACAAAUUGUAAUAAGCAAACAAUUGAGUAUAAUAAAUAAAGUAAUAAACAGCAGAAAAACUCCAGCAGGUUUUCAUAAUAAUCAAAUACAGCGAUCUACAGCGUCAUCUGAAAUACCAUCUGACGUUCAAAAUUUCAUCUUUCCAGUGCCACCUGAAGGCCCGUAAAAGAAUCACUCGAGUUAAGGUUAGUUUUCCGUGUCCAUCCCACUACCUUAUAUAUAAAUUGUCAGUGUUGACUCUGUGUAAAAAUUACACCAAAGUUUGUUGUUAUUAAAAUUCUCCCUCGUCGCCUGUGUAAAAACAACUCUCUUUAUCAUCCUCACCGACGUCGCAUUAACCGUUCAACGUAAGAAGAAGCUCUACGCGCGAUAGAAUUUAUCGAAAAAGCCAAGGGGGAGUAGCAGCAUUAAUUGUUUACCAAGUGACGUUUCGACACACCAGGCAUCAGACAGCGAAUUCCUCGUCUCUGUCACUCGCAUACCUACGCAACGAGAUUGGCUCUAUUUUUUACGCGAGAGACAGAGAGGCGCGAGCGGUUUCCGCACGAGCAGACGGGACUGUUUCCCAAUUGGCAUUUAAGAUUCUCGCGAAUUUGAAGAAAUUCUAUACCGAAUGCAGGAGAGUCCUUACGCUCGCCGCCGCUAUGGAGAGCAAGAGCUGCAACAAUUUCAUAAGCUACGUCGGCUUCGAGGAACAUGAGAUGCAGAAUUUGGGCAACAGCCGACGAAAUUCUAUAAAUGAAAACAACAUUAAGUUAUUACCAGGAGAGGCUGUUGUUGCAAAGGCUCAAAAUGUCCUUAUGUUUGAACCAGUAAGUGAGUCAAAGCAAGGAAUUUCAGGAGUUUUAUCAGUUACUAAUUUUAAACUCACGUUCAUUACGGCAGAUGAUAAUGGAGAUGAUAUUUACCAACAAAAUCAUCUGUAUGGUUACACAGAUACAUGCUUAUCGAACAUCGAUACUAUUUAUUUAAUCAUAGGAGACAAGAAGAAAUCAAAGCUUGUUCCAGGAGCAUCAGUUCCAUCAAAAGUCAAAGGAAUUUUUAUAAUAUGUAAAAAUUUACGGACGUGGUCAUUUUCUUUUAAAUUUUCACCACUUGGAGAUGGAAAAAAUAUAUUAAAUGCUCUAUUACAUCAUGCAUUUCCCACCAAGCAUCAUUUACUCUUUGCUUAUGAAUAUACGGAGCCUUAUUAUAGCAGUGUAUGGAAAGAAGUUAAUUUAUUUCGCAAUCUUAGUGACUGGAAUGAUGAGUUAGAUCGUACCUAUUGUAAAGUAGCGCAUUUAAAGAAAGGCUGGCGGUUGUCCUUAGCUAAUGCUAAGUUUCAAAUGUGUCCCAGCUUGUCUGAGUAUAUAAUCGUCCCUGUAUCUGUGACUGAUAGUCAAUUAUUCAAAGCAGCUCAGCACUUUCAAGGCAGUAGACCUCCAGUUUGGUGUUGGUCAAAUGAACAAGGUGCUGCGCUAGUCAAAAUGUCUGAACUUUGUCCAAGUAUUACAGAAAGAACUCAAGAAAAUAUUAUGUUAGAAAAUAUUCGUAAGAGUAAUCCGCGAAAAUUACAACCGGAGAUUAUCGAGUUAAGUAAAGAUAUUAGUGUCAAGGCUGUUUCUUCGAGUUUUUCCAAAUUUGUCCAUUUAUGUUCUCCAGAGAGUGUUAGGCAAUUCUUAAUACAAGAAAAUAAUUUUUAUUCUUUGUUGGAAAGUACAAAGUGGUUGAAAUAUGUGUCAUAUUGUUUACAAAAAUCUGUUGAGGCUAGUGAAUUGUUAAAUAGUGGAGUCCCUGUUAUAUUACAAGAAGGUACCGGUAGAGAUGUUUGUUGUAUUAUUUCAAGUUUGGUUCAAUUAUUGUUAGAUCCAUAUUUUCGAACGAUAACAGGGUUCCAAUCUCUGUUACAAAAAGAAUGGGUUGCCGCUGGGCAUCCUUUUUGCGACCGCCUUGGCCAUCUAAAAAAUGAUGGUUCAGAAAAGUCGCCCUUAUUUCUUCUGUACCUGGACUGCGUUUGGCAACUGUGUCAACAAUUUCCUGCUGAAUUCGAAUUCACAGAAACGUAUUUAACGACGCUGUGGGAUACUUCGCACGUUUCGAUUUUUGAAACUUUUAUUUUUAAUUGCGAAAGGGAUCGGAUAAAAGCCGCUACUGAUCCGAAUACGCGACUGGUGUUGCGGAGUGUCUGGGACUGGCGCGAGCAAUUCAGCGAGCAGGAUAUUCUGCUCUUUUACAAUCCGUUUUUCACCCCGCCACCGCCGCCCUCGGCACCCGACGGUUCUCCACCGACGCCGCCGCCAAAAACCAAGUCCAACUUUCUGAAACCCUUGCACCACAUUCCUUGCCUAGAGAUUUGGUUGCAGUGCUACUUCCGUUGGAUACCACACUUAGUGAUCAACAAUGGCGGUCGCAGUCAGAUCGAAAUGUAUGCGAGGUUGCUACAGAACGAUAUCGCUCAGCUCGAGUUGGAUGUCAAAAACGGUGGUCCGCAGUCCUCUUCACCCGUCGACAAGAUAUCCACGUACCUGCUGCAGAUGAACAUCAACAGCUUCUAUCCAUUCAGCAACAAGAAAUCGGGUAAUACAGUCAGUACGCCGAUCGUCAACACGUCGUUCAUCAUGACCGAGAGCAUGAUUGAUGCUCAGAGUCUGCUCACAGCACCAGACUGAUGCGGGCGCCGGCGACUCGACGCCUCCGACUUUUACCUUCCGACUUCCUUCUUUUUCUUCUUCUUCUUUCUAACGAUGAUCGGCUAUUUCAUUGUCGAUCUAUUCCGCUAAAGCUACUUGAUUGUGGUGGUCACUUGGCCUAAGAAGUCUGACGUUGUAUUAAAGUUCGUGUUGAAGGCGAAUGAACAGAGAGUAAUUAGCGGUACUCAAAAGCAAACCUAGUUUUUUACUUGAUAUUUUGAGCUUAAACGUUUUUAAUCUAUUAAAGAUAAAUACUACAUCGAAUAAUGUGCUUUAAAGGAAUGUAAAAAGCAUGUAUAAUUCUAUUCUAUGGAAAGUUUGAGAAAAAAGUAAGUCUGCAUACUUUUAAAGUAGAUAGGCCCGAUGUCGUUGAUUCGGCAUAUGUAGCGAAAAUGUUUAAUAGAAAUGUUAGUACGAUGUCAUCUUGUGCGAAGUUGAUUACGAUUUUUACGUUGAUUUUAGUCUUUCGAAAAUUGUUGCGUUGUGAGUGUGACAUUUGAAAAGAUAAAAUCUUUGCACUGAAGAUUUCUCUAAAGUAGUAAUAUAAUUUUAUAGUAUAACUAAAAGAAUUGAUAUUAUUCUUGAAAUUUGUCGAGAAACUGUGUUGACUGUUUUUAAUUGAAUUUUAAAUUUUUACUGUAUAUUAGGUACACGAAACCUAAGGUAUAUAAAGGUUAAACAAACUCUUUUACAAUUAUUUUUAUCAACUUUAACUUCAAAAAUAUAUACCGUACGCAAUUUUUAAUCGAUUGAGAUUUUUUAUAUACAUAUAAAAUAUAUUGAGUAACAUGUAUAAGAACCUAAACCAAAGUAACAAUCUGCUUUUUUAUUUAUUGCAUAUAUUUUUGAAGCACACAAUAUAUAAUCUAACAAUUAAUAAAUCAAGUUUGAACAGAAUCCGAAAAAUUGAAGCGGUAAAAUUUCAUAUUUGAAUCUUAAGCAUAUGCGAUGAUAAUAAUGUAAGACUAAAGAAUUGAAUUUUGAUCUCUAAGAAAUAGAAAAAAAGUGAGUCUAUACCGAGCUGGAGAUCCGGUGGCCAUAAUGCCUACUGUACAUUUGAAAAUCAGCUUGCUAAUAUAUUCUUCUAAUAGUCUGUAAAGUGUGUAUAAGACCAAUAGAAAUUGUGAUUAUAUAUGCGAUAUUUUUAUCACAAAAUAAUGCACCAUGUAUAGAGAAGGUUCAAAAAUGAGUAUCGGACGUACGAGUCGUAGAGCACGCAUUUUUAUCAUUCUAAUGAUUUUUGGCGUUUCUACCAUAAUAUAUACCAUAUUAAGAGACCAUAAUUAUAUUGUUGAUACACCAGAGAAAAAUAUGCGCCCAACUUUGUGUAACGCUGUUUAGUCCUAUAUAAUUAUCCUUGUAUAAUUUAUUUGUAUUUAUUUUCAACAAGAGCUUAUAUAUUAGGAUAGUAAUUGAAAGUUCAAAAUACGUGUUGAAAUUUAAAAAUCUAAUUUUUUCAACUAUUUUUUUAAGGAACGAUGAAUAAAUUUUUUAAAAGCAA
Messenger RNA from Nasonia vitripennis (jewel wasp), 4363 nucleotides. Its product is annotated as myotubularin-related protein 10. The transcript has 10 exons. Bases 838 to 2841 code for a protein of 667 amino acids. The record is from RefSeq and is a predicted model, not a curated record. NCBI's taxonomy places the organism in Eukaryota, Metazoa, Arthropoda, Insecta, Hymenoptera, Pteromalidae.